AUGGCCUGUAGCGAGUCUCCCAUUGUUGUUCCCCAGCAGACCAGGCUUCCUUUGACUAAGGGGGAAGUCACCAUCAUCAGGGCCCAUCUUCAGGACUGGAAGUCAGUGAAAGGAAAAGAAAGGACCCUUGUCCUGAAAGCUAUACAUAAGGAAGCCGGCCUUCAGGCUCCAACCCGGGACAAAGUUAUCUUGAAGUCGAGGAAAAAGCAACAGACCUACAAGGAAUGGUUGUACAACCAAUGUCGGCGGAAAGCAGUGCCGAAACCCCUCAUUAGAUAUGGCAGGAGAUGGACAGCCCACAGGGUGUUGGUGGAACAGCACAAGGACCAGAUCCGAGCUGAGACCGGAGCGAUCCCAGGAAGUGAGGAUAUGAUUGUUAGGUGGCCUGAGGCGACAAAGACAGUCAUUGACAGUCUGUCUGUGAAAGAGAAGGAGGCGGCACAUAUACUCGCCAAGCAGUGGAACAAUGAAGCAGCUCCACUAAAGGUUCAAGCCAAUGUUGCCGAGAGUAAAGGUGCCGACAUGAUAGAGCAUUUCACCACCGAGAUGCUCAAGCAAGCCGGAAUGAGAGUCUUUGUUCUGUCAGCAUGGCGGGAGAGCAGAGGGAAGUUAAUGUUGGGGACGUUCAUAAGAUUUGAACUCAUUCCGAGAAACUACACCAAUGAUUCUUCUAGACAUGACUUCAAUCACCAAUUUGCCAGUGCCGAAAGCUUUUCAAGCACAACAGAUGUAGAUAGAAUCUUCAUGCCGGAAUGGAAACAAUAUGUGGCAGACCAGUUCGGGAUGUGCAUUGGAGCAGAGUCGGUCAAGGCAACAGUGCCAUGGGGUGAUGUUGUCAAGAACCAAUCAGACGUCUUUGAUAAAACUUAUUGGCCCUCCGGAGUGCAACUAAUGGAACCUUCCAAGAUGGGCAAAGCCGAUGUCAUGACUUUGCUGGAUUUCUGGUAUGACAGACAACACAAACACUUACGGCCAACAUUCUGUUUUAAGGCCUGGAAAGACAAUGAUGGUGACAUGGAAACUCCGUCAAAGUCUUUCCUGAAAGCAUUCAGGCAAGCAACUCAGAAAGGCAAGGGCAGUCAGAAGGUAAAGAACAGAAAAGCUGCAGUAUAUAGUGAUGAGGAUGAACAGAGUACUGAUGAAGAGGUACAAGAGGAAGAAGGGCAAGUAUCUACCCUCAGUGAUGGGGCAACAUCAACUUCCGCUGACUCAAUCAGACACCAGUCGCCGCUGCCGAGCCAACACAAGAGAGUAAGGAAGGCGCAAUCGGCACCCGAGUCCUCAAGUUUAACAGUAUCGGUGAAUACUUUGCCCCAUGUCACUGGCUUUUUGGACUGA
Molecule: messenger RNA, 1338 nt
Organism: Suillus discolor
Lineage: Eukaryota; Fungi; Basidiomycota; Agaricomycetes; Boletales; Suillaceae
Exons: 3
Coding region: 1-1338 (445 amino acids)
Source: RefSeq, a predicted model, not a curated record